This is a messenger RNA of Cuscuta europaea, 1391 nucleotides long. Lineage: Eukaryota; Viridiplantae; Streptophyta; Magnoliopsida; Solanales; Convolvulaceae. The record is from the annotation of a GenBank genome assembly.
UCUCUUCAUAUUCAAAAUAUUCAAAUACACAAGUCCCUAAGUCCUUGAGGUAGGUUGACAGAGUUAUAAUCGUUAAUCCAUGUUGAUUUUUCCCAAAUCUUCAUGUAUCUUGCUCAAUCAUACAAGGACUUUUUCUUCUAUGGCUACUUCCACCACAUUCGCCGGCACCCUCUCUUCCGCCGCUCCUAAGACGGCUCGUCUGCGAGGCGUUGUGUUCGACAUGGAUGGAACCUUGACUAUUCCCGUCAUCGACUUCCCGGCUAUGUACAUGGCCGUUCUCGGCGAGGAAGGAUACCGUGAUAUCAAGGCGAAGAACCCCUCCGGCAUCGACAUUUUGCACCACAUUGAAUGCUGGAGCCCCCACAAAAAGAGGCGCGCGUAUGAUAUCAUUGCCGAUUUUGAGAAGCAAGGCCUCGAUCGUCUGCAAAUCAUGCCGGGUUUGCCCCGUUUACCCGACUUCUUAUCUUUUAGGUGCAGUAGAGCUUUUCUGUUUUCUGGAAUCUAGGAAUAUCAGAAGGGGAUUAAUUACUCGAAAUGCCAAAGCAGCAGUUGAUUUGUUUCAUCAACGCUUUGGGAUGACAUUUACUCCUGCACUUAGUAGAGAAUUUCGUCCUUGUAAACCAGAUCCAGCCCCAUUGCUGCAUAUCUGUGACACUUGGGAAGUGCACCCUAAUGAAGUGAUGAUGAUAGGAGAUAGUCUUAAAGAUGAUGUUGCGUGUGGGAAACAAGCAGGAGCGUUUACCUGCUUACUUGAUGAAAUAGGGAAGUAUGAUGCUCCAGAAUAUGUGAAUGUUGAGUACCAACCAGAUCACAAGGUUUCUUCCCUUCUGGAAGUUCAGACUCUGCUAGGCACACAUUUUGACCUCACGCCUUGAUUGGGGAGCAUCACUGUGAGUUUGUCUAGGAGGAAAAAAGGGCAUUGAGAGUAAUUUCAAAGUUUGUAUGCUUGUUUCUUCAUCGUACUAAGCUUUGUAAUGGUAGAUAGAUGAAGCGGACUACUUACAGGCUGUGGUGCAAGGAGAGCCACCAGUCCACCACGCAAAGCAGAACUUUCAAUGUAACAAUUUUUUUACAAUUUUACAUCACUGAUUGUGUUCGCAUAGAGCAUGAAGACUCUCUAAAACGUCUUAUGGAGGCUUGAUCAGAUAUCUUUCCAGCUUAAAAUUCCAUCUACUCAUCCCGAAUAACUGGUAAUGUUUAAAAGACAUGAUUUCAAGCUUUUUUCUUUUUUUCCUGACAAUUAAUGUAAUGUAUGAAUAUGUUUGUGAACUUGCAUUGUGUAAUCUGCAAAGGCAUAUCAAUAUGAAGAUGUAUUUAGUGAAUAUAAAGCCUUGUUGUAAUAUACUAAACUAACGGAAGAAAGAUUCGAGUUUUAUCAUCAUGUUUGGUUC